This is a messenger RNA of Penicillium daleae, 957 nucleotides long. Its product is annotated as bZIP transcription factor. Lineage: Eukaryota; Fungi; Ascomycota; Eurotiomycetes; Eurotiales; Aspergillaceae. Bases 1 to 957 code for a protein of 318 amino acids. The record is from RefSeq and is a predicted model, not a curated record. The transcript is spliced from 2 exons.
AUGGACGCUGAGAAUAGCCAGAAGGACCCCAAGACCGAAGAAUGCUGGUGCCUGACUCCUUCUAUGAAGAACGUUGAGCGCCUGGCGCGCGUUCGCGAGAACCAGCGGAAGAGCCGAGCGCGCAAGCAGGAGUAUGUUCGUGAACUCGAGCAGCGACUGGCGACCUUCAAGAAUGAAGUCCAGCAGAAAGACAUCCAGCACAGGCUGGCCAGCCAGAAACUGGAAGCAGAGAAUCGCCACCUGCGAACGUUACUAGGUUCUCUUGGAAUCUCGGCGGAGCUGGUCCAACAGUAUCUACAGCUAGCCGACCAAGGCACGCAAGUGAAUCGAAAAGUCGCGAUUCCUGCGAUACAGCGACCAGCAGAGCCGCCCGUGUUAUCGCCGUCUACUUCCUCGGAGACCAACCCACGCUCAAGCUCUGCGCGCGCAAGCGCCUCGAGCGAAUGUAGCACGACAACAGAUGGCUCAACCCCGACGGAAAGCGGCGGCACGCCAACCCGGUACACGCCAGUGACUUACGCUCCCACUGAUUCUGCCCUGAUUGCUUCUACACGAAACACUUGCGCGCCCACAGCUUGCGCGCCGAGUAAAUGUGCACCAAACGGAUGCACACCUAUGAAAGUUGAAUCAGAAGAGCCACAGCAAUUGCAACAGCCGCCGCCGCAACAAUUCUCGCAACCCUCGCAACCGACGACGCAGCCGAAGCGCGCGAAUCCUUCCCUCUGUGAUUGCUCACCAGGAGACGAGAUGGCCGAAGGAGAUGGCGAUCUGCUUAACACGACUCUUUGUGGCAUGGCAGAGGAAUUGAUCAAUCAAUACAAUACAAGCGGCAUCGACAUCGAGGAGAUCCGAAAGAGACUCUGGGCUGGUUUUAAAGCUGGUACUAGAGGGGAUGGCUGCCGAGUAGAGAAUCAAGUUUUGUUCCAAGUUUUGGACGAGAUCAGCAACAGGAUUUGA